Aspergillus japonicus CBS 114.51 is the source of this 1068-nucleotide messenger RNA. RefSeq names its product aldo/keto reductase. The record is from RefSeq and is a predicted model, not a curated record. The transcript is spliced from 6 exons. Lineage: Eukaryota; Fungi; Ascomycota; Eurotiomycetes; Eurotiales; Aspergillaceae. Gene Ontology annotation, molecular function: oxidoreductase activity. Bases 75 to 923 code for a protein of 282 amino acids.
AGUGAGUUCCCUCCUCGCAUUGCUUUCUCCCACUCACUGCACUAACCUUAGAUUCACUACAUCCUUCAUCUACAAUGGCAGCCCUCAAAGGCCUACGCUCAACCUACCGCCUGAACUCCGGCCAUGAAAUUCCCAUUCUGGGAUAUGGAGUCUACAUGAUCCCCCAGUCCCAAACGGAAAAGGCCACCCUUGACGCACUCAAAAUCGGCUACCGUCAUGUGGACUCAGCAAUCAUGUACCGCAACGAAAAAGCCUGCGGCCGCGCCAUCGCAAACUCCGGCCUCGACCGGUCGGAGAUCUUCUUCACUACCAAGAUCCCCCCGGAGAAGAUGGGCUACACUCGCACCAAGAAGGCUAUUGACUCCAGUCUGCGCGAGGCUGAGCAGGAGUACUUUGACCUCAUCCUUAUUCACGCCCCCUACGGCGGCAAAGAAGACCGCCUCGGCUCCUGGCGAGCGCUAGUGGAGGCCCAGCAAGCGGGCAAGACGAAAUCCAUCGGGGUUUCCAACUACGGGGUCCACCAUCUGGACGAGCUGGAGGAGUACAUCAAGCAUGGUGGCGGUGGGCAGAUCGACGUCGGACAGUACGAGUUGCAUCCCUGGUGUGACCGCCCCGAGAUCGCCGAGUGGCUCCAGAAGCGCAACAUCGUCGUCCAGGCCUAUUCGCCUCUGGCGCACGGGACGAGGAUGGGCGAGCGAGUACUCAAGGAAUUGGGCCAGAAGCAUGGCAAGUCGCCAGCGCAGGUCAUGAUCCGGUGGGGGUUGCAGAGGGGCUUUGUCCCCCUUCCCAAGUCGGUGACACCCAGUCGGAUCAAGGAGAAUGCCGAGGUGUUUGAUUUCGAGCUGUCAGAGGAGGAUAUGAAGGCAUUGCAAACGGGGGUCUACUCGCCCACGGACUGGGAUCCGACGGUGGAUUAUGAUUAGACAGCUGUGUGCAUGAGAUGGGGCAUACCCCCAAAAUCAAUUUCCAGGGAAGGACGAUAGUCUAUAGACAUGAUCGACCAGACUGUGAGGUUGUUAUCAUAGGAUGUACCGUACAGACCAGAGAGUAAAUGAGAGUAGAUGUAAG